CGACAUUUCCAAAGAAAACACUGUCGGUCACUCUCCAUUCUCAACAUAACUGAAAGUUAAAAGGAGCAAGAUGGAACAAAUAGAGCACAAAUAUGUUGAAGUAAAUGGACUAAAGCUUCAUUUAGCUGAAACUGGAAGUGGGAAUUCCCCAGUUGUGGUGUUCUUGCAUGGUUUCCCUGAAAUAUGGUAUACUUGGCGAUAUCAGAUGAUAGCUGUGGCCAAAGCUGGUUUCAGAGCUAUUGCACCCGAUUUCAGAGGAUACGGGUUAUCGGAUCAGCCACCCGAACCCGAGAAAACCACUUUUCUUGACUUGGCUAAUGACACCCUUGCACUUCUUGAUGCUCUUGGCAUCUCUAAGGCUUUUCUCAUUGGCAAAGACUUCGGAUCUGCUAUCAUUUCCCUAUUUAUCCUUCUCCACGGGGAGAGAGUCUCUGGAUUUAUUACCAUGGGAGUGCCAUUCUUGCCCCCACAACCUCUCAAGUACACUGAAUACCCCCCUGAAGGCUUCUAUAUUUCGCGAUGGAGGGAACCUGGUAGAGCUGAAGCUGAUUUUGGUCGCCUUGACGCUAAAACAGUAGUGAGGAACAUCUACAUUCUUUUUUCUAGNCCCACGUCCUAG
Messenger RNA from Nicotiana tabacum (common tobacco), 619 nucleotides. NCBI's taxonomy places the organism in Eukaryota, Viridiplantae, Streptophyta, Magnoliopsida, Solanales, Solanaceae. The record is from RefSeq and is a predicted model, not a curated record.